Messenger RNA from Pristis pectinata (smalltooth sawfish), 1783 nucleotides. RefSeq names its product metabolism of cobalamin associated A (gene mmaa). The transcript is spliced from 6 exons. NCBI's taxonomy places the organism in Eukaryota, Metazoa, Chordata, Chondrichthyes, Rhinopristiformes, Pristidae. Gene Ontology annotation, molecular function: GTP binding; GTPase activity. The record is from RefSeq and is a predicted model, not a curated record. The coding region runs from base 1 to 1452 and encodes 483 amino acids. Gene Ontology annotation, cellular component: cytoplasm.
AUGGGUGCUCCGGCCAGGGGCAGAGCGUCAACUAAGCGCAUGCGUGCAAGUGACAACCCCUCGGGAGCAUGCGUGAAGCGCUGUACGCCGGGUACCAUCGGCCCGUCGAGACAACUGCCGUUUGGCGCCGGGGUAACGAGGCGCUCACGCCCGCCAGCCGAGUCGGCGGGGACGUCCCCCGGCCUCCGCCGAACCGCGAUGUUACAGGCGCUGCGGCCGUUGCCGGGCGGUUGGGCUCGCGCGGCACUGCAGGGUUGGGGACGGGCGCGCGCCCCGGGGGCAGCCUCGCGCCCGAGCGCGCGCCGGCGCGCGCCCGGGACCGGGUUACCGGCGUGGGCGCGCGGCGUGGCCAGCCAGGGCCUUGGCCCGGCUCCCGACGGCUUCCCGGGCCUGAAGGCCGAGCAGCAGCAGCAGAUGGCGCAGACGCUGACCGACUGGGAGAGGCGGCUGCUUGACCGUUUGGGCAACGGGCUGCUGAGUGGAAACCGGUCGUGCCUGGCAGAAGGCAUCACCCUGGUGGAGUCGACUCACAGGCAGAAGAAGCAUCUGGCUCAGCUACUGCUGCAGAAAGUGCUGACCUGCCAGAGGGAACGGGAGCGGUUGAAUGGCAGGAGACCGCUGGCUUUCAGACUGGGACUGUCUGGCCCACCUGGUGCUGGGAAAUCCACAUUUAUUGAAAAAUUUGGAACAACGUUGACAGAAAAAGGACAUAAAGUUGCUGUUCUAGCUGUUGAUCCAUCUUCGAAAACCUCUGGAGGAUCACUUCUGGGUGACAAAACUCGUAUGAUUGAACUUUCAAGGAACAUGAAUGCAUAUAUUCGUCCAUCACCCACUUUGGGUACCUUGGGAGGAGUUACCAGAACUACAAAUGAAGCAAUUAUUUUAUGUGAAGGGGCAGGAUAUGAUAUAGUUCUUGUAGAAACUGUGGGUGUGGGCCAGUCUGAGUUUGCAGUAGCAGACAUGGUGGAUAUGUUUAUAUUGUUUAUUUCACCAGCAGGGGGAGAUGAACUCCAGGGAAUUAAACGUGGUAUAAUAGAGAUGGCAGAUUUGGUGGUUGUAACGAAAUCUGAUGGAGAUCUCCUUGUUCCUGCACGAAAGAUCCAAACUGAAUAUACAAGUGCUUUAAAGUUGCUUCAUAAAAAGUCCAAGAGCUGGAAGCCUAAGGUGAUGCGUGUGUCUUCAAAAUAUGGAGAAGGGUUUACUGAACUCUGGGAGAAAAUGGUAGAAUUCCACACCACAUUAGUUGCAAGUGGUGAGUUGCAAAUAAAAAGGCAAAAUCAACAAAAGGUGUGGAUGUGGAACAUAAUCCGGGAGAAUAUUACUGAGUACUUCUGUAACCAUCCAGCUGUGAGGAAUCAAAUUCCCAGUUUAGAAGAAAAAGUCGUCAGUGGUGACGUAACUCCUGGACUAGCUGCAGACAUCCUUCUGAGGACAUUUUCAGCAGUGGAAUAAAUACUGUAAUUGUUGUAAAUACUGAUUGAUUAUAGAUUAUAUAUUUAUGAAAUGAGCAUGAUAUUUGCAAUGGUAAUUUCUAAUCAUUCAAAGAGUAUUAAGAAACAUUCCUGGGUGAUUUGUUGGAAUUUUUAUGUUGUAGCAUCUUUAUGGAGAUUUUAUUGUAUUUCUAUUACUCAAAAAUAAAAACCUCCUUUGUGUUUAUACAGAAUAUUUCUUGGACAAACAUACAAAGUGAUCUGAUUUCCUGUGCUGAGCCAACAUGAUUGUAUUUUCAUUUUCACUUUUUCAAUUUGAUUGCUCUAAGGAAAUAAAAACUAUAUGAAACAGC